Molecule: messenger RNA, 2995 nt
Organism: Lotus japonicus
Lineage: Eukaryota; Viridiplantae; Streptophyta; Magnoliopsida; Fabales; Fabaceae
Exons: 6
Coding region: 424-2646 (740 amino acids)
Source: RefSeq, a predicted model, not a curated record
GGUGUUCGCUUCCUUGCUCCGCUCAACAUGGUACACCAUAUGUUUCAUUAUAGUUUUUUAUAUAAAACACCUAAAGUUACAAUGACUAGAAAAUCUCCACCCAAAAUCUUCUGGCCCCUCCGGCACCCACCUAGCUCUCCUCCUCCAUGCCGUAGUGAUGAGGAAACCGCCGCCCUCCGCCACCCACCCAUCAAUACAAAUUAACACACAAGGAAAGUUUUAUACCGCUUACACUUUUUGGAUUUGACUUUGUUGUUGGAUUCCAAAAGUGGUGCACGGAGGCGGCCACGUCAACAGUGGUGACCCGAGGUGGUGAGAGCGGCAGUGGGGGCUAGAGGCACUGGCAGAGGUGGAUGUGUUAGUGGCCAUGGGUGAAGCUUGGGGUUAGGGUUAUUGGUAAAAAAGGGGACAAAAUAAAACCGAAUGCCUUCUUCCUCAUACUACCCAAUCUUACCCUUGGCUUCUUUGUGUUCACAACAACCUGUCCAUCAGGAUAUCCAAAAAAACAACCUGUCCAUCAUUCGCAGCAUAUUAGAUCCUACCGAAAUUUACUCAAGAAGUAUUCCAGAGUUGAGGGGGACAAAUCUGUUGACCGUGCAACAUGGUGGUUGGUGUGUUUUGGAGAAAGGUGGAAUAAAAAAGGUUCGGGAACUAUUACUUUGGAAUCCUUUUCUUCAGCAAAAGAUUCAUCUCCCAUCCCUAAAACAUGAGAAUGAAAUUCGCAAUUGCAUUUUGUCGUGCUCUCCAACUGCAACGGAUCAAGUUUGCUCCAUAUUUUUAUUCCCGUAUGAGGCGUAUAGUGAUCCAAAUAUAUUAUUCUAUUGUGAAGUUGGAGAUAAACAAUGGUUUGCAGUAGACUACAGAGACCCGUCGUUUCUUUAUAGCCCUGUUUAUUUCAAUGGUCGCUUGUAUGCAGCGUCAGACUCUCGUCUUCUUGUGAUAAUAGAGAAGCUUCCUCAUGGCCUUCAAAUACACUCUGCAGAUGUUUACUUGCCAGAUCCUUUUCCACAUACCUUCAAAUGUAUAAACCAGUUGUUAGAGUCUAACAAUGAAUUAUUUCAUAUUCAAAUUUCUAUGGAGUACGAUAAGAUUUUUGGCAUAGCGGUUCACAGAUUAGAUUUUUCUCAAAGUAUAUGGAAAAGAGUAAAAAGCAUCAAAGACAUGGUCUUCUUUUUAUCCGAUAACGAUUUACCAUUUGCCUGUCCAGUCAAUCAUGGUGGAGGUGGAGGUGGUCUUAUCUAUUUCACCUCAAUGAACAAAAAAAUUGUUCACAUAUUCAACCUUGAAGACAAUAGUCUCAGAAUUUGCAAAGCUUUCCCGGAAAACUGGUUUCCCCCAAAAUCAUUCUGGGUUAUGCCAAAUUUAAGGAUGACUCUUGCACCCACAGAAGAAGGUAUAAAAACUCAAAUUGGGCCAGAUAUAAGGAUGACUCUUGCACCUAAAGAAAAAAGAGGGAAAACUCAAAUUAGGCCAAAUCUAAGGAUGACACAUACACUCAAAGAAGAAAGAGGAAAAAACUCAAUUAGAGGAGGGGAAAGUAGUGCGACAAUCCAUUCAGAUAAGACACGGGAUAUAGCUACUAAUUUUGAUGCAUUGCCUUUUCAUAUAGUCGAGAUUGUUGCAGAAUAUCUUGAUGCAUAUGAUUAUUUGCAUUUUCGAGCUACUAACUGUUACUAUCGUCAUUUAAGAGCACCGCCACUUCAAUGGAGAUCACCCUCUCACAUUUCAAUGUCAAGUUUUGAUGAUGUUUCACUCUUUUCAUUAUUUGUUUUCUUUGAGAAUGAAGAAGUUUUAACUUUUGUGCACCCACUCUAUGGAAUCAAGUAUAAAUAUAGCAUUAACUUGCCCAAAGAUAUCCAUGGAGAUUGUGAAAUUUGCUACUCCAAAGAUGGCUGGCUACUGCUGUCAAUAAACACAUUUUCUAACAUGUUUUUCAAUCCUUUUACAAAAGAAGCGAAACAACUUGCAUAUGGACCUGCAUUAGAAGUAUGGAAGAAUACACUGUUGAUGGGCUUCUCACAUCCCCCAACCUCUUCAGAAUGUGUAGUUGUUGAACUCCAACAAAAAAAAUGUUCCCAACUAACCGUACACUACACCUGCCUUGGGCAAGGAGAAUGGAAAGGAACCACUUUUGUGGGUUGUGAUUUUGAACCCACCAACAUAAGCCCUUGUUUCUAUGAUGGAGAAUUCUAUUAUCUUAGCAGCCGGGAAGGAAAGUUGGGAAUUCUUGAAGUAGUAGGAAAAGAAGACAUAUGUUGGAGAGAAAAUAAUAAGAUGCUUAAUGCCCCAUGUAAGGACUACUACAAGUGCUUUCUAGCAGAAUGUAAUGGUAGUCUCUUGUCCGUAUUUGAGAAUCCUUUUGAAAAUUGGGUUCGAGUUUUCAAGUUAAAUGAGUCUGAAAUGACAUGGACAAGAGUUAAAAGCCUUGGAAACCAUAUGCUUUUUGUUGGUAAUCAAUCAUUUUCUGCGGAGGCUAGUAUUCCUGGAAUGGAAAAUAAAAUAUAUUUUCCCAGAUUUUAUAACCAAAACAUUGUGUUUUAUUCAUUAGAAUCAAGUAACUACCACACAUUUGAAAGCUCUGAAGUUGUGGAUUUUCAUUGUAUGGAAGAAAAACUUAAUAGCAGCUGGAUUCAGCCAAGUUGGUAGGCGGUAAGUCAGUAAGUUGCAAUUGUAGACAUUUUGCCCUCUGGGCUCCGGGUGCUUUGCUGGCACUUGAUAUUGCAUCACCUUCCAGACCUGUUACCUCCAUGCUCACUUGCUCCUUGAGUUGCGUGGUUCAUUGUUUGUGCCUGUGGUGUUUGGCGUGGCCUAUCCACUGAUAUUGCUGGUUCUGUUUUCUUGCUGUUGCUGUGUUUUUCUAAUUUGUUUGUGCUUUGUGGGCUUACUAGGGAGAGCCUUGUUCCCUAGCUGUUCUAUUUUUUUUUUUUUUUCUCCAUCGGAAAAUCGCUGUUCUAUUUCUAAUAAUAUAUACUUUUCAUUUUCAAAAAAAAAUUGC